ACUCCCCCACCCCACCACCACCACCGCCCAUGGCUUGCCGAUUUGAUGCAAAACUGCUCUGCACACCCAUUCGCUCUCCUCCCGUGCUCUGCUCCGCUCAUCCAGAGUCACAACAACUUCUUCCUCCCCGCCGCAUUCCCCUUCCCCAUUCUCCCACUCCUCGCGCCCGCAUUCCCCUUCCCCUCCUCUGCGCCGCGCCGGCGAACAAGAUGGUUCGCACUCGCGGCGGCAAGGACAACUGGGUGUUGCCGCCGGACGCCGGCGUCCCUCUCGGUGAAGACGGUGUCCAGCUCAAGGAGGAAGACGGGGAGACCGCAGCGACGGUGAUGGUGCCCGCCGCCGCCGCCGCCCCAAGAGUGGAGAUCGCCGUCGACUUCGACAAGUCCCUGCUGGACUGCCCCGUCUGCUCCUUGCCGCUCAAGCCUCCCGUCUUCCAGUGCCCGGCGAAGCACGCGGCGUGCGGCCCCUGCGCCGCGAACCUGGCCAACAAGUGCCCGGCGUGCGACGGCGCGUACGAGCGCGACGACGCGGCCGACCGCUACCUCCUGGCGGUAAGGGUGCCCUGCCCCAACCAGGCGUACGGCUGCGGUAGCUCCGUGGUGUACUGCAUGGCGGGCGACCACCGGCUGGUGUGCCCGCACGCUCCGUGCCGCUGCCCCGAGCCCGGAUGCGGCUUCCUCGGCGCCCCGCCCGCGCUCCGCGGCCACCUCGCCGAGCGCCACCAGUGGCAAGUGACCGACAUCGCCUACGGGUCCGUGCUCGAGAUCCAGAUGCAGGCGGUGGAGCAGGGGUGGCGGCUGCUGGCCGCGGAGGACGGGGAGCAGCUGUUCCUGCUCGUGGCGAGCGAGCGCGGCGUCAAGGUGGUGCGCGUGGCCGCGCCCGCGGAGGAGGAAGGCUGGUACAGGUGCAAGGUGUGGGUGCACGCGCCCGUGGACACGGACACCUGCCACAUGGACGUCCUGAUGCUGGACGCCAAGGUGGAGAGCUGCCCGGUGCCGUCGGAGGAGGCGGCCAUGGGCGCGGGUGGCAGGUACCUGCCGGUGCCGUCCGACGUGCCGGCGCCGGAUGGAGGAGGGAUCGUCAUCCGUCUCCGCAUCGACAAGGAGGUCAAGGCGAGCCACGGCAACAAGUGCCCGGCUGUACGCUAUAUAUGCAGCUGAUCACUGCAGGGGACGGGGCUGCGUCCAUGGAAGUUCCUCUGCACAUCCGCAUCGACAAGCUCUCCCCUUGGUCCGACGCAUUGGUGUGAUUAGCUCCAGCACUCAAGGCAGUUCGUGGUUGCAUAUUUUGGAGUUGCAGCUGAAACUAAGUACUCUAUCUGGGUGAUGUUUAUUAGCAGAUGCAGUCCGUCUUUGAUGGUAGUCCUAUCCUACCUAGUAGUCAACUUUAGUGUCAUUGUAGG
Messenger RNA from Triticum aestivum (bread wheat), 1402 nucleotides. RefSeq names its product E3 ubiquitin-protein ligase SIAH1B-like. The record is from RefSeq and is a predicted model, not a curated record. Gene Ontology annotation, molecular function: zinc ion binding. The transcript is spliced from 3 exons. Lineage: Eukaryota; Viridiplantae; Streptophyta; Magnoliopsida; Poales; Poaceae. The coding region runs from base 30 to 1160 and encodes 376 amino acids.